Messenger RNA from Sordaria macrospora k-hell, 2619 nucleotides. RefSeq lists its product as uncharacterized. The record is from RefSeq and is a predicted model, not a curated record. NCBI's taxonomy places the organism in Eukaryota, Fungi, Ascomycota, Sordariomycetes, Sordariales, Sordariaceae.
AUGAGAUUCGAUAUCCUGGCGCUGGCCGCCGUAGCCAGCGCAUCAACACUUACGCCCAAUGUCCUGCCUUUGUUUGUCCGCAACCCGUACCUUAGUACAUGGCUGGGAAAUGCUCGAAAAGCACCAUGGGAGGAUUGGCCCAUGUUCUGGACUGGGUCUCAUCUCGGCUUCUCAGUGAUGGCAGCCGUACCAGACUCUGGCAAGAUAUAUCCUCUCAUCGGACGACCUCAUGAUUCCCUCCAGCACGGCCACAAGCUCUACAACAUCACCUUGCCCGAAUACCUAGGACCUACUUUUGACGCCUCGACUACGAACCUGACUUACCUUCUCCACGGAUCUUCCAACGACGAACCAGUGAAAGUCACGCUUUCAUUCCUCUCUCCCAUCACCCCAUCAUCUACCCUCAGACAGUCAAUACCUGCCGCGUAUCUGACCGUCAUUGCCGAGGGCUGCUUUGAUGUCACGAUUUACACCGACGCCAAUGGUGAAUGGGUUAGCGGGAACAGGGCGAACGAGAUCAAGUGGGAUCUGCACGAGCCCAAGAUACCAGAGGAAAGCUCCGAGGAUGCGACACCCAUCAAGACGUGGAAGUGGACCCGCCAAACAGAGCAGCACUUGACCGAGUUUAACGACCACGCCGAAUGGGGAACCCUGCAUUUCACCGGUCCAGCUGAUGUCCAACAUGAAGCGGGCACCUCUGGCCUUCUUCGUCAACACUUUGCUGAAAAGGGCUAUCUGAGAAACCAGAUUGACCGGGACUUCCGUCGCAUCAUGCAAGAAGAGCCCGUGUUCGCUUUCGCAAAGACCUUCAAACUGGCUGGUUACUCCAAGAAGAAGGGCUGUUCAAAGACAGAAGACAGCGUGGUGUUCACCUUUGCUCUUAUCCAGGAUCCGGUGGUGCAGUUCGCUUCCGCUAGGGGUCUGACACUCAUGAAACCGCUCUGGGCAUCCCACUUCGCCUCGCCUGACGAGCUGGUCCGGUACCACUACGACGACUUCAAGACUGCAUCUUGGCUGGCUCGGAACUACUCCGACUCGCUCGCUCGCGAUGCCUUCGAGUCCGGAUCGGAGAGUUACCAGGAUAUCGCCGCGCUUUCUGCCCGUCAGGUGCUCGGUGCCACUCAGUUCUCCGGCACCCCCGACGACCCCAUCAUUUUCCUCAAGGAGAUCUCGUCAAACGGCAACUUCCAGACCGUGGAUGUCAUCUUCCCUGCCUUUCCCUUCUUCCUGUACACUAAUCCCAAGUGGCUCGGCUACCUCCUUGAGCCGCUGCUUGAGCACCAGCUCAGCGGUCAAUACCCGAAUGACUACAGCAUGCAUGAUCUCGGUGCGCACUUCCCCAACGCUACCGGUCACAGCGACGGCAACGAUGAGUACAUGCCCGUCGAAGAAUGCGGCAACAUGCUCAUCAUGGGACUGGCCCUCGCCAAUGCCUUCCGCUACGAUACCGAACCCGCCUUCGUUCAAGCCGCCGCCCCUCAAAACUUCCCUGCCAACGCCAUCUCCUCAGCCAAAGACUGGUCACACUCGGUAGACAAAUACGGCUUCGACCUGCGCGGCUACCGCGACCGCAAAACCGAUCUGCAAACCACCGGAUCCAAAGCCGCAGAGAAAUGGCUUACGCGCUCUUACUCUCUCUGGAAGCAAUGGACCGGCUACCUCGUUCGCGAAUCGCUGAUUCCGCACAACCAGCUGUGCACCGAUGACUUUGCCGGGUGGCUGGCCAACCAGACGAACCUGGCGCUCAAAGGGAUCAUCGGCAUCAAGGCCAUGAGCGAGAUAGCGGACAUUGUCGGCCACGAGGACGAGGCGAAGCAUUACCGCAAAAUUGCGGCUACUUAUAUUGACAAGUGGCAGGAGUACGGCAUCUCGAGAGACCAGACCCACGCCAAGUUGGCGUAUACGUGGUAUGGAUCGUGGACGACGAUCUAUAACCUUUAUGCGGAUUCGUUGUUGUGUUUCCAUGUUCCUUCUUCUUUUUCUUCUUCUUCUUCUUCUUCCUCUUCUUCGUCUUCGUCCACCAAGGAUGAUCAUCAGGACCGAGAUGAACGAAGAAAGAGGGGCUUUGGGCGUUGGUUCGGCACCACUGGAGGAGACCAGAAACCCAUCGGCGGCGGCGGCGGUGGAGAUGACGGCGACGGUAAUGAUGAUACCACCACUGGAAAGCCCUUCAUCCCAGACAAAGUCUACCAAAUGCAAAGCGAUUGGUACUCGGCCGUGCUACAAAAGUACGGGCUACCGCUCGACUCUCGACACUUGUACACCAAGAGCGAUUGGGAGUUUUUUGCGGCGGCAGUGACGGGGAAGAAGACGAGGAUGGAGAUGUUGGAGGUCAUUUCCCUGUGGGUUAAUGAGACUGUUACUGACCGUCCUCUAACCGAUCUCUACGAUACCGAAGGUAACGGUGGAUAUCCGGGUAUUUACUUUAUGGCAAGACCGGUGGUGGGUGGUCACUUUGCUUUCCUGGCGCUGGAGAGGGCGUGUGGUGGGAAGGCGGUGGAAGCGCUGAGGUUUAUGGAAGAGGAGUCGGCGACAACGAAGGUGAUUGACGUUGAGGAGGCUUUGAAGGCUGAUAUGCUGGAGGGGAAGCGGGAUGGUUCCUGGGUUGGUGAUCUUUGA